Molecule: messenger RNA, 2488 nt
Organism: Dioscorea cayenensis subsp. rotundata (Guinea yam)
Lineage: Eukaryota; Viridiplantae; Streptophyta; Magnoliopsida; Dioscoreales; Dioscoreaceae
Product: protein ALTERED PHOSPHATE STARVATION RESPONSE 1-like
Source: RefSeq, a predicted model, not a curated record
UUGAUUUUUGAGAACAAUGCGAGAAAAAAGAGAGAGAAGCACCGAGCUCGUUUGGAGCUCUCUGGGUCACGGCGGCGGCGGCGGCGGUGGACGACGACGACGUCGACGAGGAGGGCAUCAAUGGGAUGCGCGCAGUCUCGGAUCGAGAACGAGGAAGCAGUGUCACGAUGCAAGGACCGGAAACAGCACAUGAAGGACGCCGUGACCGCGCGCAACGCCUUCGCCGCCGCGCAUUCCUCCUACGCCAUGGCCCUCAAGAACACCGGCGCCGCCCUCAGCGACUUCGCCCACGGUGAGUCCUCUGCCCCCAACACCACCUCCCUCCCUUCCUCCUCUUCCGCCUCUGCAUUUGCCGCCGUGGCUGCCGCUGCCGCCAGCUCCAUUCAAGCUCCAAUGGAGACCCCUCCCUCCUCCCCUCCCCUCCCCGAUUUCUCCCCUUCCCCGCUACAGCGCGCCGUCAGCAUGCCUGAUCUACCUACGAAAAAGUUCUCCUCCAAGCCUCACUCCGAUCCCACCAUUCGUGAGGAGGAGGACGACGAGGACGAUGGUGAACAUGAUCAUGACCUUGACCACGACCAUGACCAUGACCGUGACCAUGAGCUCGAUCAGGAACCUAAGACCCCUCCGCCGCCGCCACAGCACAGCCCGGAGCCGCUGCCACCAAUGCCGGAGUCCACCUGGGACUACUUCUUCGCCUCCAUGCACGAGAACAUGGCUGGCGCCUCCCUCGCACAGCAUGACGAGAUCCGUCCAGAAGUAGACGAACAGAGGUUCGCGAAACCGUCUGCUUCCAAUGCGACUCCUUCGAUCCCUCACAAUGUGGCUUCUGGCGAUGGUGAGGAGCCGCCUGUGACUCCGGAGAAGCUAGUGUUGGAUCCCCAGGUGCUGAAGCCGGUGAGGAAGCAGAAGCAGGGUGUGACCCCGCACCACCAGCACGCUGCCUCUGCGAGCGCCGUGGAAGCUCGGAGAGGCAAGAUGGUGGCGGCGCCGAAGUCCAGCAUUAGUCUUUUGCAAGUCUUGAAUGAGCUGGAUGAUCAUUUCCUUAAGGCGUCACAAGGUGCUCAUGAGGUUUCCAAGAUGCUGGAGGCCAACCGGAUGCAUUAUCACUCCAACUUUGCUGACAAUCGAGGGCACAUUGAUCAUUCUGCUAGAGUCAUGAAAGUCAUCACAUGGAACCGUUCCUUUAAAGGGCUACCAAAUACCACUGAUGGAAAGGACGAGUUUGAUGAGGAUGAAUGGGAAACUCAUGCUACUGUGCUAGACAAAAUGCUGGCUUGGGAAAAGAAGCUGUAUGACGAAGUUAAGGCUGGUGAACUUAUGAAAAUUGAGUACCAGAGGAAGGUUGCACUGCUUAACAAGCAAAAGAAACGUGGUGCUAAUCCUGAGGUUAUUGAGAAAACUAAAGCAGCAGUCAGUCAUUUGCACACAAGGUACAUUGUUGAUAUGCAGUCCAUGGAUUCCACUGUCUCGGAAAUUCAAUGCCUUCGUGAUGAGCAGUUGUUCCGGAAGCUAGUAGAUCUUGUUGACGGGAUGGCGAAGAUGUGGGAAGUCAUGCAUGGUCAACAUGAACACCAGCUGAGGAUUGUCUCUGAUCUCAGAGACCUAGACAUCUCCAAUUCUCCCAAGGAAACAAGUGAACAUCACUAUGAUCGCACCGUUCAACUCUGGCAGGUUGUGAAGGAGUGGCAGUCACAAUUUCAUAAGCUCAUUAGCCAUCAGAAAGAAUACAUCGGGUUCCUCAAUGAUUGGCUAAGGUUGAACCUAAUCCCCAUUGAAAGUAGCUUGAAGGAAAAGGUGUCAUCUCCUCCGAGAGUACAUCAACCUCCUAUCCAAACUCUCCUGCACACGUGGCAUGACUAUCUUGAGAAGCUUCCUGAUGACCUCGCUAAGAGUGCUAUUUCAAGCUUUGCUGCAGUCAUAAACACGAUAAUGCUGCUCCAACAAGAUGAGCUGAAACAGAGGGAAAAAUGUGAGGAGAUUAGGAAGGAGUACGUCCGAAAGACACGAGCUUUUGAGGAUUGGUACCACAAACACUCACAGAGGAGGGCAGGUAUACCUGAGGAGGUUGAUCCAGAGAACUUAGAGACAGCAAAUCAAAAAGACCCAGUAGCAGAAAGGAAGUUUGUCGUCGAGUCUUUGAAAACCAGACUAGACGACGAGAUUGAGGCACACCAGAAACUCUGCAGACAGGUGAGGGAGAAAUCACUUGGGAGUCUCAAAUCACACCUUCCAGAGUUGUUUAGAGCCAUGUCCGAUUUCUCUCGAGCUUGUUCUGAAAUGUAUAAGAGACUGAGACCAGUUCCUCAGAUGCAGAAUCCUGUGGCCAACUGAGGACCCAACAUAUACUAGAUAUAUGUACCUUUAGUCUGUUUAUGCCCCCAUUAAUUUUGUUUUUAUAGGGGAUUGAAAGAAGAAAUCUUGGGUUGUUUCACCAUGUAAUUUAUGUUUUUUUUUUUUGGUUAAAUUAAACUGCGGAGUUUGAUGUUUG